Molecule: messenger RNA, 3385 nt
Organism: Lobosporangium transversale
Lineage: Eukaryota; Fungi; Mortierellomycota; Mortierellomycetes; Mortierellales; Mortierellaceae
Exons: 12
Coding region: 123-3170 (1015 amino acids)
Source: RefSeq, a predicted model, not a curated record
CCUCACAUUCAUUCAUUCAGUCAUUCACUUAUUCAUUCAUUCACUUAUUCAUUCAUUCAAUCGCAUUAACCUUCUUUUAUUCGACUUUCUUCUCUAUCAGCUCUCUAUUUCAUACCAUCUUCAUGACCAAACAGACGCUCAUCACAGCGAAGGUCUUUUUGGAAGAUGCAGUGCGCUUAAAAGAUCAGCCUGAGCAACUAGGACUAGUUGUAAAGACCUGGCACGACUUUGACUCAGGCGAUAGCGAUGAAGAGGACGAAGACUCGAUUGGACCUCUAAAUCUCCAGCAUGUGGUUGUCCAUUGGGCUGAUGGAUCUGCGCCGCAGAUCGUUCACGAAGAUGACCUUAUUGUAGAGGAUCGCUCAUUGAGUCAUGGAGAUGUUGUCAAACGCUCCCCGAAUGAUAUUAUUUCCGGCACGGUUAUUGACGUCAAAGUUGAGCUGGAACUGGAAAAGGUCUGCCCGCCCAUGACCCGAUUCACUGGAAUCGAUGCCAAGCACGUUGAUUUUGUUCAGCAAUUUGUUGUCAAUAAUCAUGUCAUUUAUGAUGGCUGGUUGGGAGUUAUCGAAGAGGUUAAUGAUGAGGUAACAGUGCUACUGGAUGACACCAGUGUAUGCGUGGUUAAGGAUUCAGAUGAUUUAGACCUUCGCGAUAAGAUUCACGAUCAGUCAUGCUUCUUUCCGGAUUCCCUUGCGCCUGGCCAUAGGGUCUAUGGAUCAUCAAAGGUGUUCAGGAAUGCCGAAUACUUGGUUGGGUCCUAUUCCAAUGAAAGGCAGGGAUAUGUAUUACGGACUGAGGUUGUCUCCAUCACUGUAAAUUGGUUGUCAUUUAAUCCAUUGGCACUAGAUCAAACCCCUGGUGUCGCUCCACCACCGCGAGUAUUAGAUGACUUUGAGAACAUCAUUGUGUACAAGAGUGCCGAGCAACACUGUACCUAUGAGCUGGAAGACCGCGUCAAGGUUGUUGAUCAAGAUGCAUUGAAGGCUUUACGCAUUAGUGAAUAUUGCCCAUAUCUUACCAGUAAACCAAUGCGGCUGCGCUGCCCUAAUCCUGCACACAACCAUGCUACCAAAUUUGCGACGGAAGAAAUGAAAGUUGUUGGAACAAAGACACGUGUGACGGUGCAGUGGCAGGAUCUUACGGUAUCUGAGGAUGUGAUAUCGACUUCCUUAGUGCCGUAUCUGAAUAUGGAUGAUCAAGAUGUUUGGCCAUCAGAUUACGUUUUGCUCAAGCCCGGCGAGGUGCUUAUGGAUCAGCCAGGAGGCGUCAAUUUUGACAAGAAAAAGUCAGAUAUGCUCGGUAUUGUUCAAUCCGUCAAUGCCAAGGAACGCACAACUCUUGUAAAAUGGUUCAGUGAGGAGCGCGAUCAAGGACUGGAACAAGAGGCGGAGGAGUAUUCAUUGUACGAGAUCAUGUCACACCCAGACCUUAAAUUCAGUAUGGGAGACUUAGUUGUCAUCAGUCGUGAACGGGAACAAUCACAGUCAUCCGAUAUCGCCCCUCGGGCGCCUAGCGUCGACAAUGUCGUCCAACUUGUGCGUCGUGGUCACGAAAUCUACCUUGAGCUUCUGGAUGAACAACGUCGGCGUUUCAAAUCAAAGACAUCUACUGGAGAAGCGGAUCCCAAGAACAUCGAACGGAAUGGGAAGAACCUUCUUGGUCGCUACGGAGUUGAAGGAGUGGAGGCCUUGGACAGAUAUUUGUCAGAAACUAACAAGAUGGCACAUAGAACUGCUUACUGGCUCGUCAAUCGAGGAGAUCAUUUGAAACCUCCCAUUCCUGAGGACGUCUUGGCAACCCUCUCAGACCAGGAGAGGGAUUUAGAGACCAUUCGUACUCGGUUGAACUGGGUAGGACAGAUUUGGAAGGUGUACCAGGAUCGUCCCUCUGCACUUGUUCGUUUCAUGGAUGGAACCUCUGAAGAAAUUCCUGUCGGAAGAAUUAUGGUCGUCGAGGACGAAGAUGAUGAAGACGCCGAUGACGAUGAUGAAGUGUUUGAAGAAUACGAUUUUGAUCGUGGUAUUGAGGAUACCUCUUCUGUAGAUAGCUGGGAAACAGAUUCCGAGCUGGAUGAUGAUGCAACGAGUGAAAAUGAAGCAAAUGAAGAGACCGGUGAAUCAGAUCAAAAGGAAGAUAAUCUUGCACAUCCUGAAUCAGAAGCUGUGCCAGAUACAGGUGACAAUUUAAUUGCGCUAGAUAAGUCUGAGGGCUCUGCACCAUCAGUUCAGGAGACAGAUGAACGAGACCCGUUGCUAGAGCCUGAAGAUAUUGGUACAAGCGAAGCUGCUGCUACAUCAUCGGAGCUUUCACGUCCAGAGCACCAAGACUGGAAGAGCUUCAUGAUUGUAGAACAUACCCCGGCUGACCAUCAUUUCUUGAGCGCUCAGCAGGAUAUUCCUCAUGGCGACAGAGCCUGGAUCAAAAGGAUAGCGAAGGAACAUGCAAUCCUAUCCUCGUCUCUUCCUGAUGGAAUUCGUGUCCGAGCAUUUGAGGACCGGAUGGAUUUAUUGAGGGUGUUAAUCCAGGGACCUGACCACACACCUUAUCGGAAUGCCUUGUUCCUUUUUGACUUUAAGCUUACAAGCCAAUUCCCAAGCCAGCCUCCCAUUGCAUUCUUUCAUUCGUGGACUGGUGGCGUAGGAAGGAUUAACCCCAACUUGUAUGAGGAUGGAAAUGUCUGUCUAAGUCUUUUGAACACAUGGCAUGGCAAAGACCAAACGGAAACAUGGACUCCAAGCUCAAGUAUUCUUCAGUUACUUAUAUCCUUGCAAGGACUUGUUCUUGUGUCUGAGCCCUACUAUAAUGAAGCCGGGUUUGAGAAGUUUCUCGGGACGGAGGAAGCAGCAAGGAACUCAGAACUGUACAAUGAAAAAGUUUAUCUCUUAUCACUCAAGACUAUCCAAACCAUCUUGAACAACCCUCCAGCACCUUUCCAAAGAGAGAUUCGACGCUUUUAUUUUACAAGAGGCAAGCUGGAGGAGACGGUGAUUGAAGGCCUAGAGUUAAUCGCUCGAUCGGAAGCCGCAACAGAAACAGAGGCCGAACGUGAUGAUGCCAAUGACUCCGAUAGCCCAUCCAAGCCUGGUCCCGUUCUCAAGCAUAUCAGCAAAGGAGCACUAAAGAUGCUCAAAAAGCAUAUUGACACUCUGAGCUUAUCUUUGGAAGAAUAAAAAAAUAUACGUGCACGUGCCUGGAAUAGGAACAAGGUGAAAACUUUGGACUAAACCGUGGGAUAAUUAAGGAAGAACAGAGGUUUUUCAAUGAGAAUCUGACUACUUUUUAGAGCACAAUUGAAUUGAGUGGUAUAAGCAAAUAUUUCUUCACUUUUUCACCUGGAUGGAGAAAUAAAGUUUGUCAUUCAUGAAGGUCUUUGAGAGCUAUGCGA